GCAGAGCCUCCAAAGAAGCGUACUAAAGUCAGAAAGGUUGUCGAGGAUAGCGAUGACGAAGAGCAGGAGCCAGCUGUCGAGUAAGCUUUGAAGAUGACCUAGUGCUCGCUCGAAUGCACCUAAUCCAUGUAAUACAUAGGCCAAAGAAGCUACCCACUAGAUCCACGCCUCGAAAGAAGCAGAAUGACAAUGAGAUACAAGGGACUGCUACCACAGCAAGCGAAUACUUCGCCUCAAGUAAAAGUAAAGCUCAACCGCCCGCGAAAUCAGAAGCGAAAUCACAGGCCAGCCCUGCAGUGGCAGUACGCUCUAGUCCUAGGGUGAAGAAAACCGCCAAGCAGACUACUCCAGAGAAGAAACCAGCAAAGAGACAAGCCACCACAACAGCCAAGUAUCACAAUCUCCAUGAUGACGAAGAUGCCUUUAUGGAUGACGAUGAGGAUGCGGCAGACGACAUAUUUGCUGCCGAUGCUAGGUCCCGUAACAAACGAAAGAAUGAUGACUACAUGGAAGAAGAGAGCGAAGAAGAAUUUCUACCCAAGCCGAAGCGAGUUGCGCCUAAGAGCAAGCCAGAUGAAGACAAUAUCAAACCGACCGCUAAAGCCUCCAAAAACUCCACACCUGCCAAAAAACGAAAGACACCCGAGCCUGAUUCUGAUGAAGAAGAAGACGAGGAGGAGGAGGAGAAACCAGCCACUCGCAAGAAACCUGUCGCUAAAAAGCCUAGGGCCCCGAGAGCGAAGAAGGCCGAAGGACCCGAAGACCCCGAUAUUCAAGCUAUUUUUGACGACAUUCCUACAGUGAGACCGCCAACGCCGCCAGAAAAGGACCCAAACAAGAAAUUUGACUGGAGAAAGGCAGCAGCAGGCGGAGGCAACUCAGGACCCCCACCAAACCCAACUGGAGACAUACCCACAGGAGAGCCUGAUUGUCUUGCCGGUCUUACUUUUGUAUUUACGGGUCAACUAUCGACUAUUGCGCGCGAAGAAGCUCAGGCGCUUGUCAAACGUUAUGGCGGCAAGGUCACUGGUAGUCCGAGCAGCAAAACGAGCUAUGUAGUCCUCGGGGAUGAUGCUGGUCCAAGUAAAUUGGCGAAAAUAAGGGAACUCAAUAUUAAAACUAUCAAUGAGGAAGGACUGUUUGCGCUCAUUCGCCGACUCCCCGCGGGUGGUGGAAGCGGGAAAGGUGCUGAAAAAGUGAAGCAGAAACGAAAAGAAGAGGAGGAGAAGAUCAAGCAGCAGGCAGCUGAAAUGGAGAAGGAAGAGAAAAGAAAAAGAGCAGAGCAAGAGAAGGCCCAAAAAGCAGCGGUGGCUCGAGGAGCUGUCACUGCCUCACAAGCACCACAGCCAUUGUCUGCCCAAUUAUGGACCGUCAAGUACGCUCCCACUCAGGCGAGUCACAUAUGCGGAAACAAAGCUGCGGUGGAAAGGAUUCAGAAGUGGCUCAAGGGCUGGCCUCAAGCAAAACGCUACAAUUUCCAAAAACGAGGCGCAGAUGGUAUGGGUGGGGAACGUGCUGUCAUUCUCUCGGGCCCCCCUGGCAUUGGCAAGACAACUGCUGCUCAUCUUGCUGCUAAACUCGAAGGUUACGACAUCAUCGAAAGCAAUGCUAGCGAUACGCGAAGCAAGAAGCUUGUUGAGUCUGGUGUUAGCGAAGUCAUGAACAAUACAUCACUUCAUGGCUUCUUUGCUGGUGAUGGAAAGAAGGUCGAUAAAGAGAAGAAAAAUAUUGUUCUGAUCAUGGACGAAGUCGACGGUAUGUCUGCAGGUGAUCGAGGCGGUGUUGCCGCUCUCGCGAAAUUUUGCAAGAAGACGGAAGUGCCUCUCAUCCUUAUAUGCAAUGAACGCAAGUUGCCAAAGAUGAAGCCUUUUGACUUUGUCACAUACGAUAUCAAAUUCCAGCGACCUCAAAUCGACCAGAUUCGUUCACGCAUGAUGACGAUAUGCCAUCGAGAAGGCCUCAAACUACCCGUGCCGGUUCUUGAUGCUCUCAUUGAAGGCAGUAAUCGAGACAUCAGACAGAUCGUCAACAUGUUGGCCACAAUCAAGCUAGACCAAGUAUCGAUGGAUUUCGAUCAGAGCAAAGACAUGUCCAAAGCAUGGGAGAAGUCGAUCGUUCUUAAACCAUGGGAUAUAUGCCAGAAGAUGCUUGCCGGGGGUCUCUUUUCUCCCGCGAGCAAAUCUACCCUUAAUGACAAGAUCGAGCUCUACUUCAACGACCAUGAAUUCAGCUAUCUCAUGAUACAGGAAAAUUAUCUUCGCACGAAACCGUCGACACUGGGAGCCUAUCGGGAUAACAAACGAGAACAGAAUUUGAAGCUCCUCGAGGUAAUGGAUCAGGCUGCUGAAAGCAUAUCCGAUGGUGACCUAGUAGAUCGAAUGAUCCACGGGCCACAACAGCAUUGGAGUCUUAUGCCGACUCAUGCUGUAUUCAGUACGGUUCGACCGGCCAGUUUUGUGUCUGGGCAGCUUAUAGGUUCAAACUUCACCAGUUGGCUUGGAAACAAUAGUAAAUAUGGUAAACUUGGCCGCUAUAUACGAGAAAUCCACUCUCAUAUGCGACUUAAAGCAUCUGGUGAUCACAACGAAAUUCGCCAGCAAUAUCUUCCGAUUUUAUGGACACAACUUAUAAAGAGAUUAGCCGACGAGGGGAAGGAAUCUGUCGAGGAUGUUAUUGAACUCAUGGACAGCUACUUCCUCACCAGAGAAGACUUCGACUCUAUCAAGGAGCUUGGCGUUGGUCCUCAGCACGAGGAGGCUGUUUCAAUCGAUACGCAGACCAAGUCUACUUUCACUAGAUUAUACAACGCUAUGAACCACCCAGUACCAUUUAUGAAGGCUAGCGCUGUUGUUGGCUCUAAGAAGGUUACCAAGGAUAAACCUGAUCUUGAAGAAGCGAUGGAUGAUGAAGAUGAUGCUGAAGCCCCAGAAGCAGUGGAAGUUGCUGAUGAUGACGAAGACGAGGAUAUUUCAAAGGACAAAUACAUCAAGAAGCCUAAAGCGAAGAGUGCGAAGAGAGGACCAAAAAAGGCGGCUAAGACGGAGGCCGAUGACAAUGAAGACGAAGAGAAACCAAAAGGUAGGGGCCGUAAACCAGGUGGGACAAAAGGCAAAUCCAAGAAAUGAGUGGCCGGGACUAUCUUGGAGCCAGGAGGAUGCAUCAAUAGCUAAAUACCUCCCGCAAUGGUCGUUAAGUUCAUUGUUGUGAACAAAACUUGUGGCAUGGCUACAUUUGCCAAGAGAGAGCGUGGCUUUUACUAUCUAAAGAUACAGAACUUGCAGUAAACUGCCUGUACACACCAAGCACAGGCCAUACCAUGUACCUGUAAUGGUAAUA
Messenger RNA from Xylaria bambusicola, 3336 nucleotides. RefSeq names its product DNA replication factor C, large subunit. Gene Ontology annotation, molecular function: DNA binding; ATP hydrolysis activity; DNA clamp loader activity. Gene Ontology annotation, cellular component: DNA replication factor C complex; nucleus. Gene Ontology annotation, biological process: DNA repair; DNA replication. The transcript has 4 exons. The record is from RefSeq and is a predicted model, not a curated record. Bases 114 to 3125 code for a protein of 1003 amino acids. NCBI's taxonomy places the organism in Eukaryota, Fungi, Ascomycota, Sordariomycetes, Xylariales, Xylariaceae.